AUGACGGGGCUGAGAGAGCGUCUGGCUUUAGAGACGAGCAUUCAAGAUAGCCAAAUUGAGGUCGAUGGGGCCAGUCUCAGACGGCGGCUUGGCGAUUACGCUCGCCUCCCUCGCGCCAGUAGCCAGUUCACGUUGUUGUCCCCCCCAGUCGGCAAGCCUCUUCUAUUAAGCACCAAAGCAACUUUGACCAAAUGGCAUUUUAUCUGGUGA
Molecule: messenger RNA, 210 nt
Organism: Protopolystoma xenopodis
Lineage: Eukaryota; Metazoa; Platyhelminthes; Monogenea; Polystomatidea; Polystomatidae
Source: the annotation of a GenBank genome assembly